Molecule: messenger RNA, 2155 nt
Organism: Spinacia oleracea (spinach)
Lineage: Eukaryota; Viridiplantae; Streptophyta; Magnoliopsida; Caryophyllales; Amaranthaceae
Exons: 6
Coding region: 543-1847 (434 amino acids)
Molecular function (GO): lipid binding
Source: RefSeq, a predicted model, not a curated record
AAAUUCGAGUUAAAUCUUACAGACCAAAACGCUAUCUUCUACUUUAAACGCUACUGCCGGACACACAUUCACAAGUAUUCUACAAAAUCACGGUCGAUUAAUAUUUUCUUACCUCGUAAAACAUUUUUUGAAAAGGUCCUACAGGAAAUCCAAAAAUCUGGCGGUCCAAGUAGCAACCACAGCUUGAAGUCUUGAACUAAUCAGCUGGCGCUUAUCUAAGAAAUCCUUAUCCACUUUUUCUCGGUUUCUUUUCUUGAUUUUACCCUUUUGUCUUCUUCUCACUCCUUUAAUUUCCUCCAUUUUUAUACUCGUAUCUCAAUCAAUCGUACUAUAUUCCUCCCCCUUCCAUUUCCAUCCCCAAUUGUUUACUUUUUUUUUCAUUUUUAAUUUCAUCCUUUACUUCACAUAGAAAUUAAAAUAAAAAUGAUUUGGGGUUUAUCCUGAUUUUUCUCAAAUUUCCCAGAACCAAAAACCCUCGAUUCGAUCAACCCCAGAUCAAAUUGAAUCGAGGGUUUAUCAAAAUUUGGGGGGGAAAUUGAAAAAUGGCGGUGAUUUCAUUAUUAUUGGAAGUUUUAAAGAAACCCAGUAUAUGGGAUAUGUUAUUUGAUCUGAUUUUGUUGACUGUGCCUCUUUGGAUUGCUGUUUUUGUGGGUGUUGUUGUGGGUUGGGCUUGGCGGCCCAAUUGGGCCAUCUUUGGUGGUAGUGUAACUCAGAAGCAAUCUUCUUCAUCAUCUUCAGCAAGUGAUAAUAAGGGUUUCAAUUCAAUUCAUUGUUUAACAUCUUUCAAAUCACUGUUUUCGAGUUUAUUGUCUCGGACUGUGUCUAAUUGCAGCUUGGAGGAUGCUAAUUUUAAUGACCAGUCUUGCAUUUUGAAGUCUAGUUCAAGUUUGUCGCAUGAGAGAAACAUGUCGAAUGCGGUUAAUGAAGCUGAUUUAAGGCAUUUGUAUCAAUUGGUUGAAGUGCAAGAUGGAGGGCCUGCUUGGAUUCAUAUGAUGGAUCGUUCUACUACAACUAUGACCUACCAAGCUUGGCGCAGAGAUCCCCCGACUGGUCCUCCUCAAUAUCGUAGUAGAACUGUGUUUGAAGAUGCUACUCCAGAAAUGGUGAGAGAUUUUUUCUGGGACGAUGAAUUUCGUUCCAAAUGGGAUGAUAUGCUCAUACAUCAUGCUGUACUGGAGUCUCAGACUACGGGAACUAUGAUAGUGCAGUGGGUGCGCAAGUUCCCAUUCUUCUGCAGUGACAGAGAAUAUGUGAUUGGUCGCCGGAUCUGGAAAUCUGGAGGUUCUUAUUAUUGCGUCACAAAGGGUGUACCUUUUACCUCUCUUCCUAGACGAGACAAACCAAGGCGUGUCGAUCUCUUUUAUUCAAGUUGGUGCAUCCGUGCAGCUGAAUCUCAAAAAAAGGAAGGCCAAAUGACUGCAACUGAGGUAAUACUUUUCCAUCACGAAGACAUGGGUAUUCCUUGGGAAAUUGCAAAGCUUGGAAUCAGACAGGGUAUGUGGAAUGCAGUUAAAAAGAUAGACCCUGGUUUGCGCGCAUACCAAAAACAGAGAUCAUCAUCUGAAACUCCACUCUCUCGUAGUGCUUUGAUGGCUCAUAACAAUACUCGAGUCAGUACAGAUUACCUCACGGCCUUAUUAGAGGCUGAAACCAGUGAUCUGCCUCUUGAAGAUGAAGAUCUUGACACAGAUGCAAACUCUUCGGAGAAAUCAGGAGUGAACAUACCUAGAGCUGUCAUUGUAGGUGGUGCUAUAGCACUUGCAUGUACUAUUGACAGAGGACUAUUGACCAAAGCAGUCAUCUUUGGAGUUGCCAGAAGAUUUGCAAGAAUUGGGCGGAAGACGUGACUUGGGUUGUUCAUGUUAAAGUUGCAACACAUUCAAGAACCAGAUGGUUGCAUUUAGAGCAUGCCUUGCCCCGAGUGGGGAAACGAAAGAAGGUUGGUUGUUGGCCAUGCGAGGUGAGAAGGUUGCUCGUUGUAUUAUAAACGGGAAGAAUGUGCUAUUUUUCUUUAUCCGGUGGUGGUGGUGGUGGUGGUGGUGGAGGUGGAGGUGGGAUUAUUGUUCAUCUGUUAAUUUAUUAAUGGAUAAAAUUUGUAUAACAUGUUGAUGUUCCCAUACCCUUAUUAUUAUAUGAUUUAUUCAGUAUUUAUAUC